AGGCCGUCGGCGCGGGAGCACAAACCUAGCGGAGUGGACAGGUCCGAACCGAGUUCCACCUCCCAAACCCCUCAACCCUCGCCGCCGCCGCCGCCGCCGCCGCUCGUCGCUCUGCUCCGCCGCAGCCAUGGGGAAGUUCCGCAAGCUCGGCCGCCACGCCGCCCACCGAGUAUCCAUGCUCAGGACGAUGGUGUCGCAGCUCGUGAAGCACGAGCGAAUCGAGACCACCGUCGCCAAGGCGAAGGAGGUGCGGCGCAAGGCGGAUCAGAUGGUGCAGCUCGGGAAAGAGGGCACAUUGGAUGCAGCAAGACGUGCUUCUGCUUUUGUUCGGGGAGAUGAUGUUGUUCAUAAGCUAUUUACAGAGCUAGCCUACCGUUACAAGAACCGAGCUGGUGGGUACACCAGACUAUUGCGAACUAGGAUACGAGUUGGUGAUGCUGCACCGAUGGCAUACAUUGAGUUCGUUGAUAGGGAAAAUGAACUUCGAGAAGCCAAACCUGCAACACCACAGCCACCUCAACGGUCUCCUCUUGAUCCCUGGGCCAAGUCUCGUGCUAGCCAACAGUGGGCGGGACCUAAAAUCAGCGAGGGCUCUAGAAAAGAAGGCUUAUGAAAAUAAUAUUCAUGUGUUGAGUUCCUUGAGACUGUAUUCAAUUUUCUGUACUAGGCUAUGAGGCACCAGCUUGUCAUUUUGGAGGAGUUUUGUCACGAGAUAUAUUGUCAAUAGAAUAAUUUGAACUUGGCUGCUUACUUUUAACAAAGCCUGAUGCCCUCAUGAGAUGUGUAUCAUGUAUGACUGCAAAUCAUUCAUUGAGAUAUGAAAUGCAGAAUUAUCCAUACCUGUAUUAUUCCCGGAAGAAUAUCGGUGGAGUACUGGAUUUCCUAUAGCUGA
This is a messenger RNA of Oryza sativa Japonica Group (Japanese rice), 892 nucleotides long. RefSeq lists its product as uncharacterized. NCBI's taxonomy places the organism in Eukaryota, Viridiplantae, Streptophyta, Magnoliopsida, Poales, Poaceae. The record is from RefSeq and is a predicted model, not a curated record. Gene Ontology annotation, biological process: translation. Gene Ontology annotation, molecular function: structural constituent of ribosome. Gene Ontology annotation, cellular component: ribosome; large ribosomal subunit.